GAUCUCAACAAACAAAUUUCUCUUUUCCUCUGCUUUAGGAAAUUCCUCCAGGAACAAUGGAUAACAUCCUUGCCGUAGGAGACAGUAAGAGAAGACCCAAGACAAAGAUCGUCUGCACCCUGGGGCCGGCUUCAAGGUCAGUUGAGAUGGUAGAGAAGCUUUUGAAGGCGGGCAUGAACGUUGCGCGCUUCAACUUCUCUCAUGGCUCCCAUGCAUACCACCAGGAAACCCUGGAUAAUCUCAGGACCGCCAUGGCCAACACUGGAAUUCUCUGUGCUGUCAUGUUGGAUACCAAGGGACCAGAGAUAAGAACAGGAUUUUUGAAGGAAGGGAAGCCAAUCCAACUGAAGCAGGGUCAAGAGAUCACCAUCACUACAGACUACAGCAUAAAGGGAGAUGAGAAUCUCAUCUCCAUGAGCUACCAAAAACUGGCUCAAGAUUUGAAGCCAGGAAGUGUUAUUCUGUGUUCUGAUGGCACAAUUAGCCUCACUGUCUUGGCCUGUGACAAGGAAUCGGGUCUGGUCCGUUGCAGGUGUGACAACUCUGCUCUUUUGGGUGAAAGAAAGAAUGUCAAUCUCCCCCGGGUAAUCGUGGAUCUUCCAACCUUGACGGAGAAAGACAAGGAGGACAUCUUGCAGUGGGGGGUCCCUAACAAGAUUGACAUAAUUGCCUUGUCCUUUGUUCGGAAAGGAUCAGAUCUUGUUGAGGUCAGAAAGGUGCUUGGAGAGCAUGCAAAGAACAUCAUGCUAAUGUCCAAGGUGGAGAAUCAGGAGGGUGUUAUGAAUGUUGAUGAGAUUCUUGCAAAUUCAGAUGCAUUUAUGGUGGCAAGAGGUGAUCUUGGGAUGGAAAUUCCGAUUGAGAAGAUUUUCCUGGCUCAGAAGAUGAUGAUUCAAAAGGCUAAUAUACUAGGAAAGCCAAUCGUAACAGCAACUCAGAUGCUGGAAUCCAUGAUAAAAUCUCCAAGGCCUACUCAGGCUGAGGCCACUGAUGUUGCCAAUGCAGUUCUAGAUGGCACUGACUGCGUGAUGCUCAGUGGAGAAACUGCUGCUGGAGCCUACCCAGAGCUUGCAGUUCAAACCAUGGCCAGAAUCUGCCUGGAGGCAGAGGACUUCAUAAACUAUGGAGAUCUCUUCAAGAGAAUAAUGGAAACAGCACCAAUGCCAAUGAGCCCCUUAGAAAGUCUUGCCUCUUCAGCUGUUAGGACUGCCAGUACCAUUAAAGCAGCCAUGAUUUUGGUCCUGACCAGGAAAGGUUUCACAGCAAAGCUGGUGUCCAAGUACAGACCAAGUGUGCCAGUUUUGGCGACAAUCAUCCCUGAAAUAACCACAGAUUUCCUUGAGUGGUCCUGCAGUGAAGAAUUUCCUGCAAGGCAUUGCCUUAUUUACAGGGGUCUGCUGCCUGUUUUGAGUUCUGGGUCAGCAAAGGCUUCUUACUCAGAGUUAACAGAAGAAACAACAAGGUUUGCCCUUCAACAUGCAAUGGAAAAGGGACUCUGCAAGGCCGGAGAUUCUGUGGUUGUAUUGCAGCCCGGUGUCAUUAAGAUUAUGACUCUGGAUUAUUGAUCAUAGAAAAACAGAUGCAGUUUCUAAUUUGCAAGGAUUCUUUCUUGAUUAAUUUUUGGGUAAUAGGGCAGUGACGGAUUAACAAAUUCAUUGAGAAAUUAUGCUGCUUUACAGUUUUGUUAAUGAAAUUAUUUAGCUUUU
This is a messenger RNA of Rubroshorea leprosula, 1703 nucleotides long. The record is from the annotation of a GenBank genome assembly. Lineage: Eukaryota; Viridiplantae; Streptophyta; Magnoliopsida; Malvales; Dipterocarpaceae.